AUGCAAGUGCGUGCCGAGGACGACCAGCGGCUCUUGCGGCGCGUCAAGUGGGUGCUCUCGCGCCUGGACCUCAACUACAACUACGACGAGUAUCACGAGUCGCUGCUGGGGGCACCGUUGCACGAGUCGACCGUGCCGUACUUGGCGCAAAUGAACCAGAUGUACGCACUCUUCGAGUUCCUUCGGUCGGGCGAGACGGCGUCGCUCCUCGAGGAGAACGUGCCGAUGACAAAGGACGAGGUGCCUCUGGGCCCGUCGCUGCUCGUACCCUCGGACGUGGCGCCCGAGGGCGUCGUCCGGCGCCCCAACCUCAUUGCAUCCGACGGCAUGUGGCACAAGUUUGUGCAAAACGUCGCGCAAAAGUUCCCGCCCAAGCGCCACGUGCCCAUCCAAGACCGCAUCAUCAGCUACGCGCUCAACCGCGACGAAGCCAAGCGGAUCGCGGCCUUCAACGAAGACAAACCGACCAUCUACAGACGUGUGUACGCCGCGAUGAAGCCCAACGAGACGGACGACGUGGACGAAGCCAAUGAUAGCGAGACGGUGUAACCAUUCCGUCGAACCCG
Saprolegnia parasitica CBS 223.65 is the source of this 566-nucleotide messenger RNA. RefSeq lists its product as hypothetical. Bases 1 to 549 code for a protein of 182 amino acids. The record is from RefSeq and is a predicted model, not a curated record. Lineage: Eukaryota; Oomycota; Saprolegniomycetes; Saprolegniales; Saprolegniaceae. The transcript has 4 exons.